Molecule: messenger RNA, 1851 nt
Organism: Penicillium maclennaniae
Lineage: Eukaryota; Fungi; Ascomycota; Eurotiomycetes; Eurotiales; Aspergillaceae
Product: CocE/NonD family hydrolase
Exons: 3
Coding region: 1-1851 (616 amino acids)
Molecular function (GO): dipeptidyl-peptidase activity
Source: RefSeq, a predicted model, not a curated record
AUGCCGAUCCAGAUUCGAGACAUCCGCACCGUUGACGCGGAAUGCUUUCCCUACAUCUUCGAGCGAGACGUUUCCAUCAACCUUCAAGAUGGAAAUAUAGUCCGCUGCAACGUGUACCGCCCAAAGGAUUCUGGUCCACAGGCUCGCUAUCCUGUGUUGGCGACCUAUGGCCCUUACGGCAAGGACAUCCCAUAUGAAAGUUUCAAUUCACCAAGCUACGCUGAGGUGAAUCCUAAGCAUAAAACACCACACUCAUCCUGGGAGACGCCGACGCCAGAAUCUUGGACCGCGCACGGAUACAUCGUCGUACGUGCAGAUGAGAUUGGCACAGGGCAGUCUCCUGGCCUCCUCAACACUCUUUCGCCUCAGACAGUCAAAUCAUUUUGCGAGGUCAUCGAAUGGGCCUCGGAGCAGGAAUGGUCGACUGGAAAAGUGGGCUUACUUGGCAUCAGCUAUUUCGGCGCCACACAGUGGUACGCAGCAGCCCGUAACCCCAAGGGUCUUGCUGCGGCCGUUCCUUGGGAAGGGUUUUCAGACCUCUAUCGGGACAUGGGCCGUCACGGAGGUAUCUUAUCGAACACUUUCCAGAGCGCUUGGUGGAAACGCCAGGUCGCUUCGAACCAGUAUGGGCUGCCUGGGAAGGCUUCGAGAAAUUGGGGCCCAGAUACCGUUGAAGGGGAUCUUGAGGAAGAUGAGCUGAGAGCGAACCGGAUCGAGCAGCCUGCUCUGGCACCGCAAUAUCGAUAUGCCGAUGAUAAGAUCUUUGCUUCCAUGGAUUGUAAAUUGGAGAACAUCAAAAUCCCGAUCCUGAGUGUUGCGAACUGGGGCGGUAUUCUGCUACAUCUAAGAGGCAAUGUGCAAGGAUUCAUUCGUGCCGGAUCUGAGUUCAAGUAUCUUCGAUUCAUUGCUGGUCGCCAUGAUCUCCCAUUUUACUACGACGAAGAAGUCGAGGUUCAGCGAAGCUUCCUGGAUGCUUUCCUCAAAGGAGAAGAUAGGUACGGAUGGUCUCAGAAGGGUGCUGUUCCGCCCGUUGAUCUGCUCCUCCGAAAAGGAGAUGUCGGGUACAACAAUCCAAAGGCAGAACAAACCUUUGCUAGGAGAUCUGAGCAGGAAUGGCCGAUUGCCAGGACCGAAUACACGAAAUUAUUUCUCCAGUAUGACGGAGAGAUGUUAUUCAAAAAUCCUGCAAAUGCAGGCCUCUUGAGGAAAAGCUACGAUGCACUUGGUACUGGACAAUCUUCUGAUAUGAUCUCUUUCACGACGCCGCCAUUCGAAAGGGAGACCGAAAUCACAGGCCAUAUGGUCGCUCAUCUCAAUGUUUCCGUCAGCAAGAGCCCAAAUGGGCCCAUACCUUCUGAUUUGGACCUUUUUAUCAGUCUGCGACAUAUCUCAGCUCAUGGCUCGGAGAUUCUUUACACCGGUACCACGGGUGAGGGUGCGCCGGUGACCAAAGGCUUCCUCCGAGUGAGCAUGAGAAAGACCAAUCCAGACCAUCCACUGCAUCGCCCUUGGCUUCCCUACCGAGAAUACCGAUUGGUAGACGUUCUCCCGGUUAUUGCUGACGAAAUAUACUCCGUGGACAUUGAGCUGUGGCCAACCAAUGUAGUCGUUGAAGCUGGAAACAGACUCACUUUGGAAGUCAGCUCUGGCGACACUGCGGGCACUGGAAUGUUCAAUCACAAUGAUCCAAUUGAUAGACCCGGUUCGGUCUUCGAGGGUCAGAAUCACAUCCACUUUGGCCCAGAUCACGUCAAUCAUAUCACAUUGCCAGUCAUUCCGCCUUUGUCUGCGACCUUGGAUUAUGUUGAUGCAGCAUUUGCGCAAGACAAUGAGCCAUGGAGAGCCUAUUAA